This is a messenger RNA of Vigna umbellata (rice bean), 1787 nucleotides long. NCBI's taxonomy places the organism in Eukaryota, Viridiplantae, Streptophyta, Magnoliopsida, Fabales, Fabaceae. The record is from RefSeq and is a predicted model, not a curated record.
CUUCAUUCUUUCGUGUGCAACUCUGCCUCUGCGAUUCUCCCUCUCUCCCUCUGCAACUCUGCUUUUAACUCUGCUUUUAACUCUGCUUUUAACUCUGCUUUUAUCCCUUUACGUUUUCAACCACAGAGACGUAUUUCUUCUUUCUUUUUCAUCCACUGACCCGAUGCACCAAUUUGCAACUUUUCUGAUUUUCGGGCGCUGCCACGCAAUCAAAACGCUUCCUUUCUCCACCCACCGCAUGAUCAUGGGCAUGGCGGAUACCAUCUGUACCCAUCUCCACCAAAGCAAUGGCAGUGUUGAAAAUUCAUUAUCUAAGGUUAAGCCUAAACUGGAUGCCUAAACUGGAUUCUCAAUGUGUCAUUGAAGUCCCAAACAACCUUUAUAGGGAGUUAGAUUUUUCGUUUGGGCUGGAUUUCAAUCUGGCUACAGGCAUAGUGCUUACACGUACAACAAAGCUUGUAAAUUGCUAGGGAUUCAACAAAAUCCUCAAAUUAUUCGAGAUGUCGUUAUGUCUUACGAGAGAGAAAGGUGUUUAGUCAAUGUUAACAUGUUCAGGGAGAUUCUGAAGCUGUGCAAAGAAGCCCAACUAGCUGACGUGGCAUUGUGGGUGUUGAGGAAGAUGGAGCAGAGUUUAAAAAUCGGUGCUGACACUGUGAUAUAUAAUGUGGCUAUUAGGCUGUGUUGCAAGAAUGGCGACGUUGAAAUGGCUGAGAAGUUGACCGAGGAGAUGAGUUUGAAAGGUAUUUAUCCUGAUCUUAUUACUUACAUGACAAUAAUAGAAGGAUUAUGUGAUGCGGGUCGCCCAGAACAUGCUUAUUCUUUGCUUAAAGUUAUGAGAGUGCAUAGAUGUUCGCCCAAUCUGGUCCUUUUAUCAGCCAUUGUAGACGGUUUGUGUAGGUCUGGGUCUAUGGAAAUGGCAUUGGAGUUGUUGGAUGAAAUGGAGAAAGGUGGGGAUUGCAGUCCAAGUGUUGUUACUUAUACCUCCGGGAUUCAAAGUUUCUGUAAGGGAGGUAAGUGGGCGGAAGCAUUGGAUAUUUUGGAUAGAAUGAAAGCUUCGGGGUGCCAUGCAAAUCAUGUUACUGUUUUUACUUUGGUUGAUAGCCUUUGUGUUGAGGAUCGUGUAGAAGAAGCUUACAAGUUGAUUGAUAAGUUUGUGGUGGAACAUGGUGUUUCUUAUGGUGAUUGUUGCAGUUCACUUGUGAUUUCAUUGAUAAGGAUUAAAAAGCUGGACGAAGCAAUGAAGCUCUUCAUGGAAAUGCUUUCUGGUGAUGCCAAACAUGAUACUUUGGCAUCUAGACUUAUGCUAAAGGAGCUAUGUAUGAAGGAAAAGAUAUUGGAUGGAUUCUACUUGCUUGAAGCAAUUGAGAACAAGGGAUGUUUGUCUGCCAUUGACUCUAGUAUUUAUUCUAUUCUUUUAUUUGGCCUUUGUCAAAGAAGGCACCUGGCAGAGGCCACAAAGUUGGCCAAGAUAAUGCUUAAGAAAUCAGUUCCGCUGCAACCUCCGUACAAAGAUCGGGCAAUUGAUAUCCUAAUAGAAUCUGGCGAAACAGAUCUUGUGAACCAGUUGACUGGCAUUCGUAGGGAACUUUGAUGAUAAAAUGCCUUAUGAAGGAGGUCACGUCCAUUGUUCUCUGCUGCCUCUGGUCAUAUCAUAAGUUUGCAUUGUACAACAACAACAGUAAGAAUUGGUUUCCGUGAUGUAGUAUGGUGGUACUUUGUUUAUUUCUUCCCCUUGUUAAUGAUCAGGGGAGGGUUGCUAAUGAUGUUGAGACAGAGCAGAUUCUCCU